AAUUACUUAAUAGGAUUAUAUGUACAGUAUAUAUGAAACAGCCAUGCAUACAGGGUGCAUUAACCCUAUAAGGAAGGAAUUUGAUCAAAGUAUUCCUUCUCUUUAAAAACGUAUUGAGUAACGAAGUGUGUUAUUAUUUGAGUGAAAUUCCGAAAAAAAGGACCUGGGCCUGAGACUAAGAAUGCAGUUUGAGUAAUUCCAGCUACCCUCUUACCAUCCCCCUUAUUUAAAACCUUGCAUCCGAUCUACUGUCUUACAGUUUUGUUCAAAAUUCAGAAUAAAAUGGACGUGUAUUUAGAAGACAGUAGUAGGGGGAGAAAUUUCCUAAUGAUCGAUCAAUUCAAGUUCCAUAAAAAGUUAGUAUUGAAGAGUGGCGUUGUGAAGUGGGUGUGUGAUAGAUACGGCAACCAUAAAGGCCGCUGCAAGGCUAUCUGCUACACUGAAGGUGAAACUACCGUUAUCAAAGAAGGGACGUUCGAACACAACCAUGGGCCAGAUAUCAAGAAAUAUUCAAGACAUAUUAUUGCUAACUCCUGCAAAAGAAAAGCAAGUAACAGUCCUUUUGAAAAACCAGAAAAACUUAUUAAAAAGGAAAUUGAAAGUUCUGCAGUGAGUGCUGAAAAUAUCAGCAAGCAUGAUCUGUCGAUCAUUAGGAAAGCCAUGUGGUACGAAAGAAAGAAGAAAUUGAAGUCAUUGCCGAAGUCUUAUAAAGACAUACAGGAGCCUCUGAUAUUGCUGUGCAAAGGGAGGAUGAAGACUUUACAAGACCACACUGUGCUGAACACAUCACCUCACCAAUGUGUCCAAAAUACGGCUGAGAUAGAGGUUGCUAUGGCCCAGCAUGCCUGCCAAAGAAGAGCAAGAGAGGAUAUGACAACACCCGUUAAUAAGAUAUUUAAAGAAGAAUUCGGCCAUCUUGUGAAUAAAGGUGACUUGGCCAUUGAAGUGCCAAAAUACACCAAUGUAAAGACAAAUCUUUGUAAAAUUAGAAGAAAAGCUUUGGGAACAGCUCAAAAUCCUCAAACUUCUGAGAUAGUCCUGGACGAAGAUCUUCUAGUAACGUUUAAUGCGAACCAAGAGGUAGAUGGUCAACUUGAUGGAAAGUCAACGAGUCUCUCUGCCACUAAAGCAAAGAAGCUUUCCAAAAAGGUGGAGACUCAGAACCCUGGCGCAGAUGGAGGUCCAAGCACAUCAGCGAGUGUUCCACAGUUUCCAAUACCAGACUUUUCUGCUUCAUCCACCAUUUCGGAUUUGAAUUUGUCUGAACCAUCCACUUCUGCUGACAACAGCCAGUCCACGCCUCUAGAACCGUCCGCUUCCGUCAGUGGCACGGGUUACACUCCAUCAGAGAGCCCACCCAUCCAAGUACCAGAGUUGUAUGAAAGCCGCAUGUACAUUUCACCAACCCCGAUGUUAUUCGAAGAAGACAUGCCCGCUAGUCAGGACGCAGAUGGUGAAAGCGGACCAACACAAACCACCAGUGUAGCUGAUGCGACACCUGAACCGACUGAAAGUACAAGCACUGUAAAAGUAAAGCCGAUCGAAACUUUGCAAUCAAAAGACAUGUUUGGAAGGGAGAGUGAACAGGCUACAGAAAACGAGACUGCUAAAGUAGAUAUUAGUGUGAAAUCACUGGAGUCCGCUAUUAAGCGGUUGGAAUCGGUUUCAAAUAAAUUAGCUGCCACUUCAAAUUUUGAUAGUUACGAUCAAUUUGGUAAAUAUAUUUCUUCAGUUCUGAGAGGAUUGCCUAAGAAGAAAGUGGUUUCUCUGAAGCAAAAGAUCAUCACGGAGGUAAUGCAAGCUUUAUCACAAGAGGAAGGAAGCGGAGCUAAAAACACUCAAACUUCAAAAAAUCGUGCAGACACUGAUUCUAUCUCUAAGAAUUGUGCCAAUAAUACACCAGUCAUUACUCUUCCUACCGUAUCACAACCAACAUUUGGUGGACCAGUAAUGUAUGCCCAGUUGUUACCUCAAGUUUUUGAACCUCAAGUGCCAUUUUCCACCAACGUGGCAAAUCCUUCGAUUGUGAAUGUAAUGACUGCCAAUACUUUCAAACCUCCUGAUAUUGCCACCAUCCAACCAAGUCCUAUAAUCAGUGAAUCUCUUGGAGGUCAAACUCCAUUCUCCACAAGUCAGAGAAGUCGAGGAAGGCCUAGAAAACGCAGUGGACCACCAGAAACUUACACAAACAAAAAAAUGGCUCCUGAUGAUAGAACGGCUCUUACAAUGGCUUCUGAGAUGAAGACGACAAGUGUGAAUCCUGAUUUUACAAUGGCUCCUGAGAUGAAUACGACGAGUGUAAAUUCCGCAGAUGAGUUGAACAUGUACCAAUUAUCAUCUGGCUCACAGCAAGAGUCACACUCACAGGAUCGGUUACAGGAAAGCCCUCAAGUCGGGGAAAUGGAAGGAACUACAAACGUGGAAAACUUGAAUAGCAGUCAACUGGAGUAUGAAAUAGAUAUUGAGGAAGGAAAUGAGCUGGCCAAAAUCAAACUAGACAGUAAUGACUCAUUUGAAACAGUCUUAUGUGAGGGAAGUUCUGGAUUGUAUAUAAAGGAGGAGCCCCCAGAACCCGACAGCCUAACUACUAGUCAAGCUGUCACCUCCCCCGUCAAUUGUCACUUGUGUAGUGAAAGACUCAUGAGCAGAGAACAUCUCCAAGAACACUUCUGUUCAGCUCAUUCAGGAGUCAACCAGUCACAAGGUACCUGAUGUGAUGACCAGCUCUGCUAACUGAUCAUGUUUGUAUUUAUAACUGUACAUCUGUUUAUCUAUUUCUUCUUAAGAAAACUACUUAUAGAAUUUAAUUUGAUUUUGUCUAUGUCAAACUGUUUCCUACUUGUAAUUGCCAAAGUUUGAUAUUAUUUGUGUAAAAGUUAUGAUAAACAACUUGUAAUGUAGACUUGAUUUUUUCAUCAAUAACAAUUGAAAUAACUGGAUGUAAACUUCUUUAAAUGUAUGAUGUUAAGAUUUCCUUAACAAAAACACAAUUGAGAACUUUUUACCAUUCUUAGGUUUACUUCAGUAUUAUUAUUUAGUUUCAAUGUGAAUCAAAUCUUUCCUAAAGAAAUUAUUUUAUCUGUGAAUGUUUUGUUACUAUUGUCACAAAAUUGUAAAUUUAGUCAAUUGUAUUCCUUGUCAUUAAGGUUUUAUAAUAAAUUGUUAU
Molecule: messenger RNA, 3166 nt
Organism: Macrosteles quadrilineatus (aster leafhopper)
Lineage: Eukaryota; Metazoa; Arthropoda; Insecta; Hemiptera; Cicadellidae
Product: mucin-2-like
Exons: 12
Coding region: 283-2712 (809 amino acids)
Source: RefSeq, a predicted model, not a curated record